GACACAGCUGGGAGUGGAGUGACUCAGGGUGCCCGCGGGGCACACAGACGGGAAACCUUAGCAUCGGGGGGAGUGAAAGAUUCCCUGGCAAUCGGGGGUAGGUCAAGGGGAAAAAAAGGAGACAUAUGUAAUACUCUUUGUAAUACCUUAAGCAAUAAAACAAAAUUUAAAAAAAAGAAGAAAAGGAAAUAAAAAAAGAUUCCCUGGCAUUGAGACGAGUUGAAAGCUAAGGGGGAGAAGUACACUUUCCCCCAGUCAAGAGGAGUGAAGAGGCAGAAGGAACAAUACAUGCCAAAGCAUGAUGGAGACGCAGAGCAGUUGAGUUUGGCUGCAAUGUAGUUGGAGGGAGAGUAGAUAGUAGAUGACACUGAAAAAUUAAGCAGGGGCCAGUACAUACAGAACGUUAUAAGCCAUUUCAAUAGCCUGGACCUUAUUCUGAAACAGGGGCCAGACACUGAAACAUCUUAAAUAGGAAGAGAACACAAUUAAAUUUUUAUUUUCAAAAGCCCUGCUUUUUUGUGUGAAGGAGGAUUGGAAAGCCCUAGCCGGUUUGGCUCAGUGGAUAGAGCAUCAGCCUGCAGACUGAAGGGUCCCGGUUCAAUUCCGGUCAAGGGCACAUACCUCGGUUGCGGGUUCCUCCCAGGCCUGGGCCCAGGUUGCGGCUCAUUCAGAGGACAACCACAUCGAUGUGUUUCCUUCACAUCCAUGUUUUUCUCUGUCUUUCCCUCUCUCUUUAAAAAUCAGCGGAAAAAUAUCCUCAGGUGAGGAUUAACAAAACAAAACAAAAGAAGGAUUGGAGAACUAGACUGAUGGCAUGGAGGUCAAAUAGGAGGCUCUUGCAGUCAUAGAGUCCAGGGCUGAUAGGGAGAUCUGAAUUGUAGCUUGGCCGUGGGGAUAGAGGAUAGUGGGCUAAUUAAAAAAUCAACACGACCUCAUGAUUAGGUGAUGUAAGGGAUUGAAAGAGGAAUUGGUGUCAAAGAUAAGCCCCGGGUUCCAGGAGUGGAAAACUGAGUGGAUGAUGGUAUCUGUCCUACUGCCCAGGACAGGAUCGCCUUGGUCUGCCGCCUGAACACUAAGCCUGUUGAACAUUGUGGUACCAGCUACUCUUUAGUCAUUAUGCUGUUUGUUGACAUCAGGGCAUGCACCUGUCUUGCAAAGGCACGUCAUGGGAGAGGACAGUAUUGGCUUUGUCCCUACCUGUGGAAAGGUGGGUGAGUGGUGACCUGGUCAUGGUGAGCGAGUGAUCUACAUUCUGUCUCUGCUUAAGAACUGGGAGGACCAGGUUUGGUAACAUCUCUUCUUUUAAAGAACAUGGACCAGAAGAGUAAGGUUUUCUGUCACUCUCCUAUAGAAUCUACAAACAACGUAAACUCCUCAGGAUCAAAUUACUUUUCUUCAGGGAAGAGAGAGUUCCUCUCCUGUUUCUUUACAAACCCGCACUAUGGCAGCCUCAUUAAUGCAGACGGCCAUGCUGAAGUGUGGACAGAUUGGAAUAAUAUGUCCAAGUUUUCCCAGUAUGGAUGGAGAUGCACCACUAAUGAGAAUGCCUAUUCAAAUCGUACCCUGAUGGGCAACUGGAACCAGGAAAGAUAUGAUCUAAGGAAUAUAAUGCAGCCCAAACCCUUGCCUUCCCAGUUUGGACACUACUUUGAAACAACAUAUGAUACAAGCUACAAUAACAAAAUGCCACUUUCAAACCAUAGAUUUAAGCGAGAGCCUCACUGGUUCCCAGGACAUCAACCUGAGCUGGAUCCACCUCGAUACAAAUGCACAGAAAAGUCAACUUAUAUGCUUAGCUACCCAAAACCUCAAAUUGAGCACCACUCUGUGUGUGUAUGUAAUCAUAGUAACUGCCCAUUUCAGAGUCUGAGGUUCUAACAAAAUAAGAAGAAGCUUCAUUUUUCCAGAACAGAAUACAGGAGGGAGCACAUUCUAAGCACAACUAAGAAGUCAGAACACUGUAGCACAGUUUCACUCUCUGAAUAAAUAAAGCACAGGAAAUGUUAUCUACCA
Messenger RNA from Myotis daubentonii (Daubenton's bat), 2013 nucleotides. RefSeq names its product cilia and flagella associated protein 68 (gene CFAP68). NCBI's taxonomy places the organism in Eukaryota, Metazoa, Chordata, Mammalia, Chiroptera, Vespertilionidae. Gene Ontology annotation, cellular component: nucleus. Gene Ontology annotation, biological process: flagellated sperm motility. The record is from RefSeq and is a predicted model, not a curated record.